AGGAGGAAGGAGGCUCGGAAAGAUCGAGUGGAUUGCUCAAGGUGACACAGCAAGCAAAAGGCAGUGCUUGGCUCAGAGCGCGAGUAUUUCUGACAGUUGACCUCCUUCUGGCCCUGCAUUCCUGAUUUCAUGGAGAUUUCCGAGCCUGUGGUUAAACUCGGGAGAGAGGGUUUGACUCCAGAGCCACAGGGCUCCGAAUGAGCAUCUCGUGAGAGGCUGAGCUGGAGUCUCCUCCACGGAGAAGGACAAGCGUGGCCUCUUGACACCACACUGGUGAGAGGCGAAUUAAAGCAGCUCAUUUUCAGAUGAAGCCAAGUGGACAAAAGCACCAGAGAACUCCAGCAUGAGGAGGACACAGCCUGGUUUCUGCUGGUGCUCAGAACUCGUUAAAUCCUGAGGUUGGUGUAUCUGGAGCCUGUAGAGAAAGGGCAAGGUGAAGGAAUGCAUCCCUGCUCCACCCAGGCACUUGGCCCAGCUACCAGCUUGAUCCGGGCUUCCAGCUAACGAUGCCCAGCAGGGAAGGAGACUCGGUCUGAAAGAUGCUGCAUUCCUGCCAGCCUCUCUGGGUCCAGCAGAACACAAUCUCCUUCACGGUGAUGUGGAUGAGGGGGUGACAGAGGACGCUGCCCACAUCUGAAGUCUCCGGAGGGUCCAGGCCAGGCAGGUGAGACCCAGGUCUGGGACUUCAGGUGCAGCUUGGUGUAGAGCUCAUGAAAGGUGCAUGAAUUUCUCCAGCUUUCUUCACCAACAUUCAUCAGACUUGUUUGGGCUUCAGAAUCUGAGAGGAGCUGGUAGAAAGUAAAGCUGGCAGAGGUACAGAGAAGUCCCUACAAGCCCCUCAAAUCCACUGUUGGGAUCCCUUCGUACUGCUUGGGACCUGGAGGGCAGCUCCCAGGCUGCCAGAGGCUGCGACACCACUAGACUUUGGACCAUCUAAAGGAAAGGAACACAGCUCAGCAACGGCUCCACAUUUGAGCCAGAAGGAACCUCUUAUAACAAAGGAUUUAAAGGGGAGAGUUUCUGAAUCUUUACUUUGUGGUCCAUCAUGAGAGAAAACUUUCCAUUCACAUAGAUAAUGGGACUGGGUUUUCUUUCCAAGAUACUGUAUUUGAAAGAAUCAUGAGCCAUUCUAAGCUUCCAGGGAGGCUCAGGGUACAUAGGAGUUGGUGGACAGCCUUCCCAGGGCAAGGCUAAGGGGACAGUCUGAGCCUCCAGCUUCUGCAGCUCAGCAGGUAUGGACAGAUGCCACUCUUGUCCCCAGAGAGCCAGUGACAUCACCAGGAGAAAAGGCAUCCUUCAGCCUUGGGACUUGACAGAAUGAGGAGGGCUGGGGAAGCCAGGAGCUGGGACUUGGUCUUUCCUGACUGCCCCUCUGUCUCACGGGCAGCACUUGACCACUGAGCCAACCAUGGCUGAGAAGGGCGACUGCCUCGCCAGUGUCUACGGGUAUGACCUGGGCGGGCGCUUCGUUGACUUCCGGCCCCUGGGUUUCGGCGUCAACGGGCUGGUGCUGUCGGCCGUGGACAGCAGGGCCCGCCGGAAGGUGGCGGUGAAGAAGAUCACCCUGAGUGAUGCCCGCAGCAGGAAGCAUGCGCUCCGGGAGAUCAAGAUUAUCCAGCGCCUGGACCACGACAACAUCGUGAAGGUGUACGAGGUGCUGGGGCCCCAGGGCACCGACCUGCAGGGCGAGCUGUUCAAGUUCAGCGUGGCCUACAUCGUCCAGGAGUAUAUGGAGACCGACCUGGCGCGCCUGCUGGAGCGGGGCACGCUGACCGAGGAGCACGCCAAGCUGUUCAUGUACCAGCUGCUCCGGGGGCUCAAGUACAUCCACUCCGCCAACGUGCUGCACCGGGACCUGAAGCCCGCCAACAUCUUCAUCAGCACCGAGGACCUAGUGCUCAAGAUUGGGGAUUUCGGGUUGGCGAGGAUCGUCGAUCAGCACUACUCACACAAGGGUUACCUGUCAGAAGGGCUGGUAACGAAGUGGUACCGCUCACCGCGCCUGCUCCUCUCCCCUAACAACUACACCAAAGCCAUCGACAUGUGGGCCGCCGGCUGCAUCCUGGCUGAGAUGCUCACGGGCAGGAUGCUCUUCGCUGGGGCUCAUGAGCUGGAGCAGAUGCAGCUCAUCCUGGAGACCGUCCCCGUGAUCCGGGAGGAGGACAAGGACGAGCUGCUCAAGGUGAUGCCUUCCUUCGUCAGCAGCACCUGGGAGGUGAAGCGGCCGCUGCGCAAGCUGCUCCCGGAAGUGAACAGCGAAGCCAUCGACUUUCUGGAGAAGAUCCUGACCUUUAACCCCAUGGAUCGCCUGACCGCCGAGAUGGGGCUGCAGCACCCCUACAUGAGCCCGUACUCUUGCCCCGAGGACGAGCCCACCUCGCAGCACCCCUUCCGCAUCGAGGAUGAGAUUGACGACAUCCUGCUGAUGGCCGCCAGCCAGAGCCAGCUCUCCAACUGGGACAGGUACCCCGUGAGCCUGUCGUCGGACCUGGAGUGGCGGCCCGACCGAUGCCAGGACGCGAGCGAGGGGCAGCGCGACCCGCGCGCGGGGUCGGCGCCGCUGGCGGAGGACGUGCAGGUGGACCCGCGCAAGGACUCGCAGAGCAGCUCGGAGCGCUUCCUGGAGCAGUCGCACUCGUCCAUGGAGCGCGCCUUCGAGGCCGACCACGGGCGCUCCUGCGACUACAAGGUGGGUUCGCCGUCAUACCUGGACAAGCUGCUGUGGCGCGACAGCAAGCCACACCACUACUCGGAGCCCAAGCUCAUCUUGGACCUGUCGCACUGGAAGCAGGCGGCCGGCGCGCCCCCCGCCGCUGGGGGGGCCGGCGUGGCCGCGGUGACCGCGGAGCCCAGGCCGCGCGACGACGAGCCGGCCAGCCUCUUCCUGGAGAUCGCGCAGUGGGUCAAGAGCACGCAGGGCGGCCCCGAGCGCGGCGCCAGCCCGCCCCGCGACGGCCCCGAACGCCGCCUGUCCCCACCCGGCCGCCCGGCCCCCAUCGACGGGGGCGCCAGCCCGCAGUUCGACCUGGACGUGUUCAUCUCCCGCGCCCUGAAGCUCUGCACCAAGCCCGAGGACCUGCCGGACAAUAAACUGGGCGACCUCAACGGCGCGUGCAUCUCCGAGCACCCCGGCGACCUCGUGCAGACCGAGGCCUUCUCCAAAGAAAGGUGGUGAGGGUGGAGGGGCGCUCCAGGCCGACCCCCUGGAAACCAUCCGGGGAAAGGCGGACCCGGCCGGAGGGGACCGCCCCCCUGGCACCUCCACCAGCCCUUCCGCCCCCUCUCUGCUGCCCUGGGGUUAGCGGAACAGGAAGGAUCCGAGGAGCAAGAGGAAUGUCCAUUUCUUAAACUGCCUUAAUAACUAGCCUUUAACCUCUGGGAGCGUGUUUGAACAGGAGCCUAGUUUGGGGGUUGGGGGGGGGGGGUGGGUUGAUCACUUUCCCAGCAAAGAAGAGGCCCUUGUGCUUUUAUCAUUGGUGGUGCGCAGGGCAGAAAGGUCUUAGCAGUCAGAGGCCCCACCUGGGUGGCUGGGUGGAGAGGAACCUGGCAGAGAGGGUUGGCACUCUCUGGUCCAACACCCUCAGCUGACAGAUGAGAAACACAGUGAGGUCCAGAGAAGCCAAGUGACCUGCUAAUGAGAUCGAGGCCUAGUCUGUGUCAGGGCAAGCCUUGAAUCCCAGUCUCCUGGCCCCCAGGCCAGUGUCUGUCCACUAAACAAUGUCUUCCUCUACUGGGGUCACUCUGGCCUUUUUCUCAGAAAACUUGGUUCAAGACAUUUCUUCCCUGUCCAUUGCCAGCUUACCCAUUCCAUGUGCUUUUACUCAAAGCCAUGUCCUGUGAAUUCUGAAAUUGGACAUUGAGCCAGCUUCUUUCCCCUUGUCACUAAGUGUUGUUUUUUUUUUUUUUUUUUCCUGGCUCCUCAAGUACUGAAUAUUCCCACUUGCCUCACCCCGGUGUGAUCUGAACUCUCGGUUUCAGAUCGGACCAGUUCGGGAUCUGUGGGUAAAACCACCCAUCCUCCCAGGCCUGUGCACACAGCUUUUCCAGAACUUCCUAUGCACUUUGCUGACACAUGCGCAGACACAGUGACACAGCUCUUGUUCCCCAGGGAAUGCCAUACACUGGUGAGUCUGAAGACAGCAAUUCCAAGAAUCCCUGCAGCCUGCCCCGUACCCCUUGUACACACAGCCCCGCUCCAAACCUACCUUGGGAGCUUGUGCUCUCAGCCCAAAUUGCCCCUUUGGAGGAAGGCAGUGAAGUGCCUGCAACAGAGUGGAUAUGCUGGGAGAGCGGCCCUCACACAGAACCCAUUGACCUUUGUUAACUCUGCCCUUGACUUUGACCAUCCAUUUAGCCCCAGCAAACAGCAGGCCAUGAAGAAAUGCACUGGAGAGCAAGGGGCCUUGGGGACAAGGAAUCCAGAAAGGCAGGAAGGUCUGCAAAGUGGGGUGCCAACAUCGAGGGCCCUCAGGGGUCAGGUACCAGCAUGAGGACCCCACGGCAAAAGAAAGGACUGGAGACCACCAUGUCCUCCAUAGCUUAGGCCAGGAUGAAUUUGGGGCACGCCACACCAGAGAUGCACUCGUUCACAGAGCCUCAGGGGACAGCGUGUAGCAUGGCAGGCCCUCUGCAGAGGCAUGGAGCCCGGUCCUCGGCAAACGCUCUUCCGUUUCCACCACUGGCGUUCAGCUCCCCCCAGAGAUGCCCAUAGGAGCCGGUCUGUAAACAGAGGAUCCCCCAGUGUUGAUCAUAGGCUGUGUUCACCCUCACCUCAACAGCACCUUAAAUCUAAUCAGCUAACUAGGAUCUGUACCUUGAAACCUGCAACACAUUAGAAACUUAUAUUUAAAAACAAUUAACCAUAGUGACCAAUUUUUACCUGGGAAAUAUGUAAAUAUGAAGUGUUGGGGUUUCUUUGUUGUUUUUCUUUUUUUUUUAAGAAAAGGAAACGUACACCGCUCUCAUGUGCCAUUUGUCCUCAGAGGGCGGCUUUACUUUUUUGGUAAAGGAACAAGCUGCUGAUCUUGACAAGGAGUUCAUAUAUAAUUGUUAUUACAGAGGAAUUGCUAUUACUCAUGUUUUAAAAAUAUCUAUUAAACAUUAUUAAACUUGAUCGGGAUGGGCCAAAUAAAGUUUUAUUGGAACAUAGA
Dama dama (fallow deer) is the source of this 5150-nucleotide messenger RNA. It is a transcript of the gene MAPK4, whose product is annotated as mitogen-activated protein kinase 4. Gene Ontology annotation, cellular component: cytoplasm; nucleus. Gene Ontology annotation, molecular function: MAP kinase activity; ATP binding. The record is from RefSeq and is a predicted model, not a curated record. The coding region runs from base 1409 to 3175 and encodes 588 amino acids. The transcript is spliced from 7 exons. Gene Ontology annotation, biological process: intracellular signal transduction; protein phosphorylation; cell surface receptor signaling pathway. NCBI's taxonomy places the organism in Eukaryota, Metazoa, Chordata, Mammalia, Artiodactyla, Cervidae.